GCACUGUCGUCAUUGUCUAGCUGUAUUACGUUAGUAACGUUAUCUUUUACUUGUGUAAAAACUUAAAUAAUGGCUGAUACUAAACUGUAUGAUUUAUUAGGUGUUUCCCGAAAUGCCAGUGAUUUAGAAAUUAAAAAGGCGUAUCGUAAACUUGCCAAGGAAUUUCAUCCAGACAAAAACCCUGAAAAAGGAGAAAAGUUUAAAGAAAUUUCAUAUGCAUAUGAAGUCUUGUCAGACCAGAAAAAGAGAGAGAUCUAUGAUCGCCAUGGCAUAAAAGGUCUUCAAGAAGGAGGAACGGAUGGUGGUUUUGCAAGUGAAGAUAUCUUCUCACACUUGUUUGGAGGAGGUUUGUUUGGUGGUAUGGGCCGUGGAUCUGGUCGGAGGAAGAUAAGUGAAGAUACAGUACACCCACUCAAGGUUUCUCUUGAAAACCUGUACAAUGGAAAAACUGCUAAACUUCAGUUAAACAGGAAUGUCAUCUGCAAGACCUGUGAUGGAUAUGGUGGUAAGCCUGGUGCCUUACAGUCUUGUCAGACUUGUAAUGGUCGAGGAAUAAAAGUCACUUUCAGGCAGUUGGGCCCUGGUAUGAUGCAACAGACACAGACUUCUUGUCCAGACUGUGGUGGUGAAGGUAAAUAUAUGAAGCUGAGUCCUUCUGAAACUGAAAAGUGGAGAGGUUAUGCUGAAAUUUUGUUCAAUUUGUCAUUACAUCCAAAAACUUGGUCAGAUUGGAACUUAAAAUACCAGGAUGGCAGUGUUACAGUAUGA
Limulus polyphemus (Atlantic horseshoe crab) is the source of this 768-nucleotide messenger RNA. RefSeq names its product dnaJ homolog subfamily A member 2-like. Gene Ontology annotation, molecular function: Hsp70 protein binding. Gene Ontology annotation, cellular component: cytosol; cytoplasm. NCBI's taxonomy places the organism in Eukaryota, Metazoa, Arthropoda, Merostomata, Xiphosura, Limulidae. Bases 70 to 768 code for a protein of 232 amino acids. The record is from RefSeq and is a predicted model, not a curated record. Gene Ontology annotation, biological process: protein refolding. The transcript is spliced from 7 exons.